Molecule: messenger RNA, 4389 nt
Organism: Dreissena polymorpha
Lineage: Eukaryota; Metazoa; Mollusca; Bivalvia; Myida; Dreissenidae
Product: protein SOX-15-like
Exons: 2
Coding region: 595-1791 (398 amino acids)
Biological process (GO): cell differentiation; anatomical structure morphogenesis; regulation of DNA-templated transcription
Molecular function (GO): RNA polymerase II cis-regulatory region sequence-specific DNA binding; DNA-binding transcription factor activity, RNA polymerase II-specific
Source: RefSeq, a predicted model, not a curated record
UAAGUUGCAGUCGCUUCAGAAUUAAAAUGGUUAUGGUUAUAAAUAAUUAGUGUUCUUUGAAGUAAGGAAAGUAUACUGAUGCGUAACCUAUCGAUAUUUAUUUCAUAAAAGUUUUAUCUACAAAGAUAUGAGUGCAGCUGUUAAUGUGAUUUUGUGAACGCGAUUCGAACUAUUUAUUAUCAAGUUUGAUGCACAGCGCGGUCACGUCAUGAAGCUAGAUGAUUAAAAUACAGAUCUACUUAUUUGACCUCGCUCAUAUGAUAACACUCGAAGUAUUCGAUUAGUAACGGAAAACUGCGCUGUAAUAAUUUUUGUUUGACACCCACCUGAUUUGUGGGGACUUUUUGUCGUAGUAACCUUGAUUACAAAGAAAAACUGUCUAUAAAACGCAAAUCGAUUAUAAAUUUAUAUUAUACAACACCUAAUCGUGGUCGCGGGAACAUUGUUACUUACGAAUACAAAUAACGUAUUUUAUUGAUGAUUCAACCUUUAUCUUGCGCUCGUUUUACAGCAGGUGUCUAAUUUACAAGAAUUUCAGCGUGUAUUUAGUCUUAACGAGGCGUGCGUAAGGGAUAAGAGCAGCGGGGGAUAAAAAUGAACGCAGACACUUUCCACCGGAACAGUUCAGCAGGCUUUCAAACGAAUUCGUUCAUGACGCGCGCGUGCCAAUAUCCAAUCAUGCCAUUGACGCCUGCUUACCUCGAACAUGGUGGUGUCCAAGCAGUGCCGAAAAAGGAGCAACGGAUCAGACGACCGAUGAACGCGUUCAUGGUUUGGGCGAAAAGCGCGCGAAAAGUGAUGGCCGACGAAAACCCCGAUGUCCACAAUGCCGAUCUCAGCAAAAUGUUGGGCGACCGAUGGAAGCAGCUAAGCGCAGAGGAAAAGAAGAUAUACACAGACGAGGCAGAGAGACUUCGCCAAGAGCAUAUGAAGCAGUUUCCGGACUACAAAUACCGCCCGCGUCGCAAGAAGCCGCCAAAAAAGAGCGAUGGGACUUCUUCCGGAUCUCUUACUACCGCCUCGACCGCGGGGAGACAAUUCACAGAGUCCCACCAGUUCCGGUCUAAUAGUUUCAGUUACGAUACAUCUAUAAGUCCGAAAUAUAGCGCGUCUUGCGACUACUCCUACAGCUCCAGCGUUCCGGUUAACCUAUCCAGAUAUCCGUUUUAUGGACAGCAGUUUGCGUUUAGUACUCGGCCGCAAUGCCCGACGCCGGAUUCGAACCUGUCGAGCAGCCCCGAAGCAUUCCAAAACGACAGCUACAGCGACAACCCAUCGCCAGUAGGGUUUGGACCUCACGAUUAUUCCUGUAGUCACAUGGCGAACGGAAAUUUCGUCUCUCAACGCAUCAGCGAGUUGACACAGAUUCCGGUUCCGGUUUCUUCCACGGUGAUCACCGCACGCGCGCAUCCCACCGAAAGCAGACAACCGACGUCAGUAAUCAAGCAUAAUACCAAUAUGCUACGCCACGAGAAUAUGUACGAGCAUAUUAUUAUGAACGAUCUCAAAGACGGACUGGAGAAGGAAGAAUUCAACCGCUAUCUGACGCCGAAAGAAUCAAUGCAGCAAUUUUCCGACUAUAAUUCAAAUCUGAUCAAACAAGAUUUCUCCGCACAAAAUCAUCAAUCGUUCGUUUGCAAACCGGAACCAAACUGGGAAAAUUCCGGUUAUGACUGUCCUGAAAUGUACCCGCGCACGACUAAUUGUGACAUCAUCGCCAUGAAAGAUUCGUCACCGAUGUCGACAUUCGAAUAUGAUGCUCAACCAAUGAUCAACGCGCUUACUCACUAGAGCAGAGGUCAUUUCGGUAACUUGUUGGUGUAGCUCGUGUACUCUGAAAUGAAUUUGUUUAAUCGUCGUGAACAAAACAGGGACUUUGUGUUUCGCUGGUUAUUCGUUACGUCCGUUUUUUGUUAAAAUAGUUUAUAAUAUUUAUUAUAUAAGUAUAACAUCGCUGUUUUAUUGAUACACUAAUAUUUCGUUCAAUUCGAAUGUUCAAAAUUGCAUUAAACACGAGUUUUUUUUAAAAUACCUACAAUGUACUAGUCGACUUUCAAGCAUUAUACAUGUUAAAGUUAUGUUACUUUAACGCAUUUAUGCCUAGCGUCUAAAAAAGAGCCUUUGCAAACAGCGUAGACCCAGAUGAGACGCCGCAUAUAAUAUAUAUACUAGACAUCCCUUAUUUUGGAAAUAAAUUGAUCCAAUUUAGAAGGAUGGGAGAGUCCACUUGGCAUAAAGGGGUUAAUUAAGAACAUGCUUCGAACGUGGUUGAAUUUCUUCGUUCAUGCAUGCGUGUAGAUAGUUAAAUAAUUUCUUUCAAAAAACUUAUAAUAUUUUACUCCUGAAAUGAUAUUGAUGUAUGAUAUGUAUAUACGGAAUCGUCGAAAAGGUGGUUUUUUGUCUCACUUAUUUUUAUAUACCAAGUAUAACUUCAUGUUUAAUUGAGAUUAAUUAUUGUUUUAUUCAUUGUUAAAUUGUUUGUACAUGUGUAAAUACAUUUUGAAUAUUAUUUUGGUUUUUAAAUCUAAAUAUUGUUUAAUAUAAUUUACGUUUAAAUAUAUUCUCUACUAUACUUCAGUUGAACGUGUAUUGUUAUUAACUUAAAGAUAUUGAUAAAGUCUAAUCGAAAGAAAUUUAAACGUCCCCAUGUUAAAGUGAACUGAAAAUAGUUAAUGAUCAGGGUUGUAAAAGAAUUUUGUUGACAUGGAUCCUGUAUUUUAUGCUGUGAAAAUGGACUGUUAGACUGAACUUGUCCUUUUUCAUCGUAUUCUAUAAUGUAUGGUCGUUUUGACGAAAAUUCGAUCGCUUUAACCAUGUGUUGAACCGUAGUUCCUCAGGCCGUUGUGAUUGGGAUCUAUUAAAAUAGUAAUCAUUUGAACUAAUUAAUUACCGGUAAUACGAUCAUGUAUAUUAUGAUUUAUGAAGGACGAAAUUGUAGAGCUGGCAAGAUCUGACUAUAAGUAUCGUUAAACUAAAUGAUUACGUCAUUCUCAAUCUCAAUUUAUGCUCAUAUAUUUGUAUCGAUAUCUCAUCCAAAACUAAUCAAAGUUAAGAUACGAGAAUAUUAUUUGAAUUGUGCCUAUUUAGAUAUUGUUAUUUAAAAUAAUAAUUAUUAUAUGUAUUAAUUUCUUGAUAUUUGCAUACAUUUUAACUUACCCUUUUUCCAUAUUUGUUGAACUUGUUUAAUCAACUUUUUUUAUAUUAUGUUUUUAUUUUAUGUAAACUAUUUGCCAUUUAUUUCUCUCUUUUAAUGUUAAAUAUAAUUGAGUCCGUUGUAUAGGAAAAUAAAAAAUAGUUUUUGCUUUGAAAUAUUUUUUUCGUUAUACUAAAUAAAAUUAACAAGUAACUGUAUUUUCUUAUCAGAUUUUAAACUUUUUACGAACAUUUCUUAGUUGUUUUUUUAAAUAUUAAUAAAAUAUCGUAUUAAAAUAAAAUUAAAAUUUUCCAAUUGAUUGACUUAUUUGCACCAAAUUUGUAUACAGAUAAUGAAUUUUAGUACACUGGUGCUUCCAAAAAAUGUGCGUUUUCAGGCAAUAAUCUGUGUCAAAUAAGUCUAUAAUUUUUCAGUUUUCAAUAACGUAAAGAAUAACAUUAAACGCAAGGAAUACAAGUAUCUAUCUUUUGUAGGCAUUCAUAACUAAACACGGGCUCGUUUCGUGUAAAAUCUAGUAACGUAAAACGCAGUCACUAUCUGCAUUUCAGAGAAUUCAUACAUUUCCUCACAUAUUUAUUGUAGAUACGGUUAUAUGUUCUCACAUGUAUCGGAUUAUUGUUUCAUUGUUUUCGUGAUGUACUUUGGCGUGUUACCCUUAAAGGCUGUUAAGUAAGCAUUUCACGUCAAUCCGUAUGAAAUUAAUUGUGUGUGCGCGAGUAUUUGAUUUGUGAUUUGAGUGUUAAUAUUUGUUUCAACUUUCGCAAUAAAUUGGAUCUGCCUUUUUCGUAUAUCUGCUAUAAUGAGCAUAUUAUACAUAUUUAAAACCAAUCGUCGCCAUAUAAAUUUAUCCACGAAAAAAAUAAUUAAUUUCUCUCAUGAAUAUUCAGCCAUAUUGAUAUUUAUGAUUUAUGGUUAUAUCUCUUUAAUACAAUAUUGUUGUAUUUUUCGAUUUUAGCACUGUUAAUAAUAUUUCAAAAUUAAUUACUUUUAUUUGAAAUCAGAUGGAUACUUAUGUUUUUAUUUCUCUAACGUGUCUAAUUAUGCAAUGAUGUGUUGUUGAAGCUAUUAUUAUGAUUAUAAUUUAUGUUAUUAGUCAAUGCAUGUUUUGAAUCAAUGUGUUGAUACGUGAAGAAUGCUCACAAUUCGGAGAAUAUGUAUUGCUUAUUUGUUUUUUUUAUAUAUUUAUCGACUGAAGUGUAUAAGUGCAUAAAUUAAAAAUAAACUUUUGAAUUCAA